Messenger RNA from Equus caballus (horse), 1089 nucleotides. It is a transcript of the gene MOCS2, whose product is annotated as molybdenum cofactor synthesis 2. Gene Ontology annotation, molecular function: molybdopterin synthase activity. The record is from RefSeq and is a predicted model, not a curated record. Gene Ontology annotation, cellular component: cytosol. Gene Ontology annotation, biological process: Mo-molybdopterin cofactor biosynthetic process. NCBI's taxonomy places the organism in Eukaryota, Metazoa, Chordata, Mammalia, Perissodactyla, Equidae.
GUUGAAGUGUUGUAUUUUGCAAAAAGUGCUGAAAUAGCAGGAAUUCGCUCAGAGACCAUUUCUGUGCCACAAGAAAUAAAAGCAUUGCAGCUGUGGAAUGAGAUAGAAACACGACAUCCUGGAAUGAGCUGGUUUAAUUAGUAACUUUGCAGGUGAUACUUCAUAAGAUUGGCUGAUGUCAGAAAUCAGGUGAUAUUUGCUGUUCGUCAGGAAUAUGUCGAGCUUGGAGAUCAGCUCCUCUUGCUUCAAUCAGGAGACGAAAUUGCCAUCAUCCCCCCCAUUAGCGGAGGGUAGUGCUUUUGAGCCACUUGGGAAAGAUAAGAGUGAAGUUGAGGAGAAAGCUAAAGAUAUAAUACAAUUCACUGCUGAGAAACUCUCAGUAGAUGAAGUCUCCCAGUUGGUGAUUUCUCCGCUCUGUGGUGCAAUAUCCCUGUUUGUAGGGACUACAAGAAAUAACUUUGAAGGGAAAAAAGUCAUUAGCUUAGAAUAUGAAGCAUAUCUACCGAUGGCAGAAAAUGAAGUCAGAAAAAUUUGUAGUGACAUUAGACAGAAAUGGCCCGUCAGACACAUUGCAGUGUUCCACAGACUUGGCUUAGUUCCAGUGUCAGAAGCAAGCGUAAUCAUUGCUGUGUCCUCAGCCCACAGGGCUGCAUCCUUGGAGGCUGUGAGCUAUGCCAUUGAUGCUCUGAAAGCCAGGGUGCCCAUAUGGAAAAAGGAACUGUAUGAAGAAUCAUCAUCAUCUUGGAAAAGAAAUAAAGAAUGCUUUUGGGCAACCAAUGAUUAAAUCACAGUUUUUUAGAGCACUAACAUUUAAAUGUGUUAAACUUUGAUCUUUGAUCACAUUUUGGUUUUUCUUCUCCGAAAGUGAAGAUAGUUUAUUGAAGCACAAUCUCUUAUGUUCCACCUGUGGGACAAAAGGGAGAAAAAAGCAAAAUAAAUGGGUGUUUAGAAUGAGGACCUACGCAGAAACUACAGGUGGAGGAAGAGCUUUAGAGAAGAAAUGGAAGAAUAAUUUAAAUGUGAGCAAGGAUGCCUUUGGUAGACACAUUAUUCCAUGACUACGUUCUAAUUGUAACUCGACAUACUGAA